AUGGAGGAGCGCAGGGACCCCGCCGACCGGGACCGGGACCGGGACCGGGACCGGGACCGGGACCGGACGGAGGACGACGGCGGCGUGUCACUGUCGCCCGGCCCGCUGCUGCCCGCGCGCCAGGCCGCGCAGCAGCACGCGCACGCGCACCGGACCACCAACUUCUUCAUCGACAACAUCCUGCGGCCGGACUUCGGCUGCCGGAAGGAGCCGGGCUGCCUCCGCGAGCCGAACCGGGAGCACGCGCGCGCGCCGCACGCGGGCAGCCUGUGUCUGGACUCGCCCUCCUCCUCGCCCUCCUCUUCCUCCUCUUCUUCCUCCUCUUCCUCGUCUUCGUCCACGUCCUCGUCGCCCUCCUCCCAGCAGAGCGCGGCCCGGCCCGGGGAGGCUUCGGCCCCCGUCCCGGUUCCGUCCCCGGCCAAAGAGAGCCAGCCGCUGCUGUGGCCCGCGUGGGUCUACUGCACGCGCUACUCGGACCGACCCUCAUCUGGAGGACAAGGAGGAGAGCGAGUAGCCCAGGUACCGGAGCCCCGGGACCGGGACCGGAACCCCGGGCACGGACACCCGAGACCGGACUCCCCAGGACCGGACUCCCCGGUACCAGACCGGAGCCUCCGGGACCGGACUCCCCGGGCCCGGACACCCGAGACUGGACUCCCCGGUACCGGAACGGACUCCCCGGGACCGGGACCAGACUCCCCGGAACCGGACUACCCGGUACCGGACUACCCGGUACCCGACUAG
Menidia menidia (Atlantic silverside) is the source of this 744-nucleotide messenger RNA. Lineage: Eukaryota; Metazoa; Chordata; Actinopteri; Atheriniformes; Atherinopsidae. The record is from the annotation of a GenBank genome assembly.